AUGAUCAGACCCGAAUGCGCAAACUGCGCUCCCGGAGAUGGGCAGACGCGCUCAGUCAACAGCGGCGUUGUGCUGGGCGUUUUGGGCGGGAUGGCGCUGAUCGCUCUGCUCGUGGUCGUUGUCGUUCCCGUUGCGCGGCGCCAAGGGCGGAGGCGCAGGCGUAUGGGCGGCCGGGAGGACGUGGAGAGUGGAAUACUUCCUUCUCGGCGAUCAUCUUCCCGUCAUCAAAAGAUGCAGCAGCUCGAGAUCCCAGCCGGUCCGGACGUGCUCCUGCCCCUCAUCGAUCCAGUGUCGACCAUAAGCUGGUCAGAUCUCCGCUCGAAGAACACAAGCGUUGAUUCACUUCAAGAGGCCGGCCUAUACUCCUUCCGCACCGACGCCGCCACCACCUCGCACCCCGGCCUCGACGACCCGGACAUGGACCGCGGCGACACGGGACGGCAACAGGAGGUCGACGACGCCCAAAUGUCAGCGGGGGCGUUGAAACUCAGUCCGACGCCCCCGGGGCUCCCGUCCAAGAUUGGCGCCAGCACAGCUCCUGGAGGAGGGUCGUACUCAUCUAUGCCCGCAACCAGCUCGGACGCUGCCCUCCAUGUUGGCAUGUACCCCCUCAGCCCCGUCUCGCCCGUCUUCACCAUGUCCAGGGGUGCGAGCCGUUCCCGGCCGGGCACCGCGCGCACAGGCAUGGAGCCCCUCAUCGAGGAUGGCACCCCCAGCGCCGGUCCGCCCCCAUUGCGGCAACUACCAUCGCCGCCGUCCUCGCCUGAUCAAUACGAACCAAACUUCCGCGGCAGCACAACCAGACGACGCCCGAGCACCAGCCUCCUCUCAGGCACGCAGUCCGCGCACGCGUCCACGAGCACGCACCGAUACCCCUCCCUGGCCGUCCCUGCGUCCCGCUCGCGUGCGAGCUCCGUCUCGCUCGCACCGAUACCCGACCUGUCGCCCACGGAGCGUCCGACCGACGCUGCCCGCCGCAUGAGCAUGAGCACGACCGAGCUGCGCCACCGCCACCCCUCAUCUGCCGCAGCCACCCAGGGCAGUCACUCCGCGUCGCACGGGACUGUGACGCGAUCCGGCACGCCCAGCCACGGCGCGACGCAUGCGGGCAUCCAGCCACGCAUCCCAGAGUACGGCGAGGCGGGCCCGUCGACGUGGCAGCGCCGGAGGAGCAUGCAGCUCGAGCGUAGCCCGCCGCCGUUCACGGGCUCGCCGUCCCCGCUCUCGCCCCCGCCCUCCGCGCGCCCCAUCCGGCCGCUCCCCGUCCCCGGCGCGCCCGCCGGCGCACGGCCACACUCUCAGUCUCAGUCACACACCCAGCACGAAGCCCAGUCGCACCAGCACCUCCCGCCGAUCGUCAGGAAGCGCGACAGCCCCGCGCUCCGGCCGCUCCCCGCGUCGCCGUUCGUGCAGGCGGGCGCGGUCAGCCGGCAAUCGAGCCUCAGCGCGGGCACGCGCACACGGUCGAGCAGCGUGAUGAGCGAGCGGUCCAUGCCUCGCCAGCUUCCCCCACUCGCCCCGCUGCCCCCGCUCGAGUUUGGUGCGGAGUUUGUGCCGGACGGGGAUGCGAGGAGCGUGCGAUCGCGGGGGAAGUAA
Fomitopsis serialis is the source of this 1596-nucleotide messenger RNA. RefSeq lists its product as uncharacterized. NCBI's taxonomy places the organism in Eukaryota, Fungi, Basidiomycota, Agaricomycetes, Polyporales, Fomitopsidaceae. The record is from RefSeq and is a predicted model, not a curated record. The transcript is spliced from 3 exons. The coding region runs from base 1 to 1596 and encodes 531 amino acids.